AUGGCUCCAGUGCGACUUCGACACCCAAAAGGCGUGGCUACAAUCCAAGCUCCGUUCGAUGACAACAAAUACACCGUACAAGAUCUCCAGCAAGAGAUCUACGCAGCGUCUCAAAUUCUCCCUUCUCGGCAAUCCCUAAAAACCGGAUAUCCUCCUCGGAAUCUCGACCUAACCAGACCGGAGCUGCCUGUAUCCAGUCUUGGAUUGAAGGGAGGUGACCAAUUGAUUGUUGGUGAAGAAUCCGCUUCGAGGAUCAAUUCAACACCGUCGAGUUUUGAAACGAAAGUUGAUCGCGCAACAUCAAUACCAACUCCUUCUUCUAAAGCGCCGCCGCAGGCAUCAUCUGCUCGACCAAUAUUCUCAUCUACUACUUCAAAUGGUCCUGUCCACGUAUCGACCGAUGGUGGUGUCCUGGUUCAUCGUGUCGUCCCAGAUGACAAUUCUUGCUUAUUUUCAUCAGUGGCUCUGAUAUUCGAGCAGGACAUGAACAAAGCUCCAAAAAUGAGACAAAGUACACAUACUCUCACACUUAUCUUAUUGGACUCGUUCUCAUCUAUUCAAGUCGUCGCAGAUGGUAUAAGGAAGGACCCAGAAACUUACAACGAAGCUAUUCUAGGAAUGCCUCCAUCACGGUACAUCGACACGAUAACGAAAUCCUCAGCCUGGGGCGGAGCGAUCGAGCUUACCAUCCUAGCUGCUCAUUAUCGGACGGAAAUCUGCUCGGUAGACGUGGAGACUGGUCGAAUAGAUCAGUUUACACCAGGCCCCGAUAGCGGUGGUAUGCGUUGUAUAGUCAUUUAUUCCGGAAUUCAUUACGAUGCUGCAACGCUGGCACCGAUGGUUGAGGCACCCUCCGAAUGGCACCAAACUAUCUUUCCUAUUACUUCUCCGGAUACUUCUGAUAGCAUUCUCGUCGCAGCAAAGAAACUCGCGGAUACCCUUCGCUCGAAGAAAGCAUACACCAAUACUGCUACAUUUGAUUUGAAGUGUGAAGUUUGUGGGCAAGGACUCAAAGGAGAGAAGGGCGCGCGAGCACAUGCUGAGCAAACAGGGCAUACACGUUUUGGCGAAUAUUAA
Messenger RNA from Lentinula edodes (shiitake mushroom), 1077 nucleotides. RefSeq lists its product as uncharacterized. Gene Ontology annotation, molecular function: cysteine-type deubiquitinase activity. Gene Ontology annotation, biological process: endoplasmic reticulum unfolded protein response; protein deubiquitination. The record is from RefSeq and is a predicted model, not a curated record. The transcript is spliced from 6 exons. Gene Ontology annotation, cellular component: cytosol; nucleus. Bases 1 to 1077 code for a protein of 358 amino acids. Lineage: Eukaryota; Fungi; Basidiomycota; Agaricomycetes; Agaricales; Omphalotaceae.